Messenger RNA from Durusdinium trenchii, 246 nucleotides. The record is from the annotation of a GenBank genome assembly. Lineage: Eukaryota; Dinophyceae; Suessiales; Symbiodiniaceae.
AUGGUGCAGCGCUUGUCCUCCUCGGCACCGCCACCGCCGCCCCCCUUCGAUGAAGCUGGCGAAGAGGCUGCCCGAAGACACUGCGUCUUCUUCCACAACGCGCCCAUUCGAGUGAAUGAGGCCACCUUGAAGCGCUUCUUCGAGCGAGCGGGGAACGUCCGGAGGGGAAGUGGAAGUGGUGCUGGGUUCUUCAUCCCUCAACUGCCCAUACCGCCAUGCCGAAUCAAGGUGGGCUCAGCAGGUUAG